UUGUUGUUUUGACCCUUACUAGAUUGUCAAGGAACUGUGGAUUCUUGCUCUUUUAUUAUAUACGUAAUGGUGGAGUCUGAUUUCUUAUUUUUCAUUCUAAUUGCAGUCUAGGCAAAAAGCACUUGCAGACUUACAGCAAAUGCAGAGCGUGCAUCUUGAGAAGCUGAGUGACAUACAGUGCCAACCUGAGUCACAGCUAAAGUUCAUAACAGAGGCCUGGCUUCAGAUCGUUGAGUGCAGGCGUGUUUUGAAAUGGACAUAUGCUUAUGGAUAUUAUUUACCAGAGCAUGAACAUGCCAAGAGACAGUUCUUUGAGUACUUGCAAGGUGAGGCAGAGUCUGGGUUGGAAAGACUUCAUCAAUGUGCAGAAAAGGAGCUACAUGUUUACCUUAAUGCAAAGGGCCAAUCAAAAGACUUCAAUGAGUUUCGCACAAAACUUGCUGGACUGACCAGGUAGUUGCCAAACCAAAAA
Molecule: messenger RNA, 472 nt
Organism: Humulus lupulus (European hop)
Lineage: Eukaryota; Viridiplantae; Streptophyta; Magnoliopsida; Rosales; Cannabaceae
Product: probable E3 ubiquitin-protein ligase ARI8
Exons: 4
Coding region: 140-457 (105 amino acids)
Source: RefSeq, a predicted model, not a curated record